CUUCUAGCCGACGACUCUGAACUCGAUGGUUCUCUGCGCCGCGCCGGCCGCUCUAGCCUCUGCGUCUCACGCUUUGGUUUCCGGCUAUAUUUUGUCAGAGCUGGGCACUGCGACUCCCUGACGCGCUCUGCACGUGGACAGGAAAGUGGACUGCUCGACCCUGUCCUCCGGACCCGCAUGUUCGAGGAGCCUGAGUGGGCCGAGGCGGCCCCAGCAGCCUCAAGCCUAGGGCUCGUGACCUUACAGCCUCGACCAGCGACAGCCUCGCAAAGCAAGGGCUCUAAGCACCGCCAGCUUCUAGCUACAUUACGGGCCCUAGAGGCAGCAUCUCUUUCCUAUCAACCCCCUAGCCUACCUAGCAGUGACUCUGAAGACGAAGAGGCGGAAAGGAAAAAGAAACGCCCCCAAAAGGCAUCAUUUUCCAGUGCCUCUGCAGAAGUAAGGGAGAAAAGGAAGAAGAAAUGCCACAAACAGAGCCUGAGUGGCUCUGAGGAGAGAGAAGUAGAAAGGAAGGAGUGUCGUAAAAGGUCUCUCCUUGGCAAUGACUCUGCUGAAGAAGAGAAAAUAAAGAGGAAACACCAGAAACACACCCCUGCAAACCCAGCCGAGCACCUGGACAAGGUUGACCAUUCAGGUCCCAAAGCCUGGAAGAACAGGGCUACAAAUGACCCACCCAAUACAAGCCCUGGGUCCAGUUCCCCUAAACCGGCUCUUACCUUGAGCCGCAGGCAGUGGCGGAACCGACAAAAGAACAAACGGAGACAGAAGAACAAAUUUCGGCCACCUCAGGUGCCAGACCAGGCUGCAGCUCAGGUCCCCACAGAGGAGACAGAUAGGUCUUCUUCCCACAGUCCAGGCAGCCAUGAGGCUCGGGCGGAGGCUUUGCGAACCCGCAUGGCACAGCGGCUGGAUGGGGCCCGAUUUCGCUACCUCAACGAACAGCUGUACUCAGGGCCCAGCAGUGCUGCACAGCGUCUCUUCCAGGACGAUCCUGAGGCAUUUCUUCUUUACCACCGUGGCUUCCAGAGCCAAGUGAAGAAGUGGCCAGUUCAGCCAGUGGACCGCAUUGCCAAGGAUCUUCGCCAGCGGCCUGCAACCCUAGUGGUGGCUGACUUUGGCUGUGGGGAUUGCCGCUUGGCUUCAAGUAUCCGGAAUCCUGUGCACUGCUUUGACUUGGCCUCUUUGGACCCCAGGGUCACUGUGUGUGACAUGGCCCAGGUGCCUCUGGAGGAUGAGUCUGUGGAUGUGGCUGUGUUUUGCCUUUCACUGAUGGGAACCAACAUCAGGGACUUCCUAGAGGAGGCAAAUCGAGUGCUGAAGCCAGGGGGUCUUCUGAAAGUAGCUGAGGUCAGCAGCCGCUUUGAGGAUGUUCGGAUCUUUCUAGGGGCUGUGUCCAAGCUGGGCUUCAAGGUCAUCUCCAAGGACCUGACCAACAGCCACUUCUUCUUGUUUGAUUUUCAAAAAACUGGGACCCCUCGGAUAGGACCCAAGGCUCAACUCUCAGGCCUGAAGCUUCAGCCAUGUCUCUACAAGCGCAGGUGACCCCUGGACCUCCCACAAAAAGGGAUGCAGAACUUGAACUUCAGGCUCAGAACUCUGAAGACCAUGAGCCACGACCUGGUACUAACUCCCUUCCAUCCUAAGAACAAAGUAUGAUAAAA
Molecule: messenger RNA, 1661 nt
Organism: Otolemur garnettii (small-eared galago)
Lineage: Eukaryota; Metazoa; Chordata; Mammalia; Primates; Galagidae
Gene: RRP8
Product: ribosomal RNA processing 8
Exons: 7
Coding region: 178-1542 (454 amino acids)
Biological process (GO): rDNA heterochromatin formation; cellular response to glucose starvation; regulation of transcription by glucose
Cellular component (GO): chromatin silencing complex; rDNA heterochromatin; nucleolus
Molecular function (GO): methyltransferase activity
Source: RefSeq, a predicted model, not a curated record